Messenger RNA from Tachyglossus aculeatus (Australian echidna), 1491 nucleotides. RefSeq names its product olfactory receptor 14A2-like. Lineage: Eukaryota; Metazoa; Chordata; Mammalia; Monotremata; Tachyglossidae. The record is from RefSeq and is a predicted model, not a curated record. The coding region runs from base 1 to 1491 and encodes 496 amino acids. The transcript has 8 exons. Gene Ontology annotation, molecular function: G protein-coupled receptor activity; odorant binding; olfactory receptor activity. Gene Ontology annotation, cellular component: membrane. Gene Ontology annotation, biological process: G protein-coupled receptor signaling pathway.
AUGCCCAGCGUCUCCACGGUGGGGGAAUUCCUCUUGCUGGGUUUCUCGGAGAUCCGAGAGCUGCAGCUUGUCCAUGUCCAGCUGUUCCUUCUGGUCUACCUGGCGGCCCUGACGGGGAAUUUCCUCAUCGUCGCCAUCACCGCCCUCGACCGGCUCCUCCAGACCCCCAUGUACUUCUUCCUCAGGAAUCUGUCAGUCCUCGACCUCUGCUACAUCUCUGUCACUGUUCCCAAGUCUGUCGUCAUCUCCCUGACCAACAAUAGAUCCAUCUCCCUCUUGCGCUGCGUGGCCCAGGUCUUUUUGGUGGUUCUAUUUGCUGCUUCAGAGCUGGCCAUCCUUACGGUGAUGUCCUACCACCGUUAUGCGGCCAUCUGCCUACCCCUACGCUAUGAGCUCAUCAUGAACAACAGGGUCAGUGGAAAGAUGGCAGCCGUCUCCUGGCUCAUCGCGGUGCUGUUUGGGGUCUUGUAUUCAGCUUCAACUUUCUCCCUGGGCUUCUGCGGGUCCAACAUCGUCCAUCAGUUCUUCUGUGACGUCCCCUCCCUGCUGAAGAUCUCCUGCUCCGAAGACCAUGUCGCCAUUGAUGUGAGCGUUACCGGUGCGGUAGGUUUACAUGUCGCCUGCUUUGUCUUCAUCGUUGUCUCCUAUGUGCACAUCUUUCAGGCCGUGCUGAUGAUGCCGGCCACCGAGGGCCGGGCCAAAGCCUUCUCCACCUGCUUGCCUCACCUCGCCGUCUUCACUGUCUUCGUCUCUACUGCAGUGAUCUCCUACCUCAAGCCCGUGUCAGACUCCACCUCGACCCUGGACCUGCUGUUGUCCAUGUUCUACGCCGUGGUGCCCCCCACCCUGAACCCUCUCAUCUACAACCUGAGGAACCGGAACAUGAAGGCCGCCCUGGGGAGAGUCCUAAAGGAAAGCUUCCUCCUCCCUCCUCUAAGAGACAAAAUGUCUGUAGAGCAUUGGGUUGUGGAAGCAGCGAACAAGUUCAGGUAUUGGGGAGGGUUGAAGACGAGACUCAGGAACCACGUGAACAAAGAGUGCGUGGCUUGUCCAGGCCACGAGGUCCGGGACCAGCCCAGCCCUGAAGAAGACAGCGACCCCAAGCCCUCGCUGACCCGCUCUAACUUUGGCUCUUCCCUCAUCACAUGCAUAAAGUCAGUGCAGUCUCCCCAACACCUGCAUAGUGAGGGAAUUCCUCCUGUUGAGAUUGUCGGAGCAUCGUCCAGCCCGUUCUUCUGUGACGUUCCCACCCUGCUGAAGCUCUCCUGCUCCGAGGACCAUUUCGCCAUCAGUGUCCACAUCUUCUGGUCCGUGCUGAGGAUUUCAGCCACCGAGGGGCAGGCCAAAACCUUCUCCACCUUCCAGCCCCACCUAGCCAUCUUCACCAUAUUCCUGUCUACGGCCGUCAUCUCUAACCGCAAGCCCAUCUUGAGGAACCGGGGCAUGAAGGCCAACCUGCGGAGAGUCCUAAAGAGGAGAUUCCUCCUCUAA